UACAUGGUUUUAUAUACUCUCCCUCACAACCGGACUUAGGGUCAUAUUUCCUUCUUUUUAAGGACUAAGAAUUUUUAGCAAAACAAAAAUUAGUUCUUUAACAGUAUUCUAAAAAUCAAAAAUGAGUAAUAACUAUAGCCUUUAAAAAUAACUAGGCUAAUAUAUUUCGUCAUCCAAUUCCUCAACAAUUUGACUUUCAUCUAAUUAGCCUAUUCCGUAAUCAAUAUUCCAUAUAUUUUUUUUUUCUUGUGGUACAAAUCGAAUAAGAUUCUUAAUGUCGUUAAUUUUAGCGUCUUCAAUUUUAAUAGCAUUUUGAUAACAAUCAGCAGGGUACCUAUAUCUAGGUAUCUUCGAGAUGCUCUAUAUAAACAAAAAACUUUAAAGUUGUCGCCAGGUAUUGAAUCAGAAAAGGCUGGCUUUGCCUUUCUUUUAAACAAAACUCGACGACAACCUGAAAUGCCCGGUAUUGUUGGUUUAAUAUUAUCAUUAUAGGAAGUUUUAUAUAGUAAUUUUUAUUAAAAUUAGUCCUUUUUGGGUGGUAAAAACUUACAGACUUAGGGAUUUAUCGGACUUGGGGAUUUUCGGAACUAAAAGUAUCUUCAAUUUUAAUUUUUAUAGUUUUUAAAAACACACUUAGGGAUAUCAUAACAAAAAAAUUGUUAGACGUAUCGAUAGAGAAAAAACCGCCGAUCAACCUGUGUUAAAUCCCUAACUAGGACUUAAGGAUUUUUUCGAAUUCGAAUUUUGAAAACCCUUUCUAAAUUCUGUAUCGCUUAGAUAUUGCUCGUUAAUAUUGGCUAUAUUUUUUCUGAGGAGAGCUCUCCUCGAGAUUUCUCCGAAAUAAGAAUAAGAAUAAUUUAUUGUUUUUCAAAUUACAAUGCUCAUUACAAUUAUUGACAAUGGUCCCCAAACUAAGCCGGAACCUUGUAUCUUGGGGGCCUGAGUGGUGGAAGUUCUUACAACAUUAUUCUUAGUUGGUAAAGUAAAAUUAUUUUUAAACAAUACAGUGAAAUUUAAAAUUUAGGAAAUAUAAAACAGAUUCAAAUAAAACAAUUAUUUAACUUAAACUAGGAUAAUAAAAUACUUAACAAAAAAUGUGAGGAUAUGAAUAAGUAUGCUGUGUUUGUAUGUGUAUGUGUGUGCGUGUGUGUGCUGGUGUGUAUGUGAAAGUGUGUGUUUUGUGAAGUGUCAAUGAAUGAAUUCCGGGAGUAAAUCUUCUGUAUCUGCGUAUGUUAGUGAGUGGAGCCAUUUUUGUGUAGUUUCUUACAUUGGUUUAAUGUGAGUUCCUUGGUAGUAAAAUAUUUGUUAACUUUAUUAUAGACAUGGACGUGCGAGUAUGCUGGAGACCUUCUUGCCAGAAGACUUUUGUAUUUGUAAAUUACAAUAGUAAAUUAAUAAACCAACUUUUUUUCUAUUUAUCUACAUAAAGUGUUGUAGUAGAUGACUCAUCUAGUUUCUCUUCGUACAUUUCCACUUUCAACAAUCAAUCGCGCUGCAAGAUAAUGGUACAACGUGCUACGUCGAUGGGUACUGCUUGUUAAUCUAUUCAUUUUUUCAGCUAAAUUCGGUCACACAAUCACUUAAUUACUAUUUAAAUCUGCCAAGAAACUCUGACGAAGGUUUUGCCACUGUCAAAUUUAAAGUGAAUAAACUUUCGUUAAACUCGCAAGCCAGCCUUCGACAAUCACGAUACGAUACGUCAAUUUAUACUUUCUUGCUUCCUAUCUCCAUACAAACGACUCAAGGUUACGAUAGUUUCGUUACGAAUACGAUACGAAACUUACUUGACUCAUGUUCGUGCUCCCAAAUUUAGUUCAUAUUACGCACACUAGAGGCGCUGUUCAUAUUUCCAUACAAAACGCUCAUGUUAACGAUACGAAUACUUUUUCGCAAGAUGUUCGUGCUAGGGGUACACUCGUCAAUAAAGUAGCUCUCUAGUCAGACGAUUAAGGCAAAGAAGACCAUGGGAGUCCAUAAAGUAGCUCCCUAGCCAGACGAUUAAGGCAAGGAAGACUACAGGCGUCAAUAAAGUAGCUCUCUAGCCAGACGAUUAAGGCGAGGAAGUUCAUGGGAGUCCAUAAAAUAGCUAUCUAGCCAGACGAUCAAGGCAUGGAAGGCUACAGGCGUCUAUAAAGUAGCUCCCUAGCCAGACGAUUAAGGCAAGGAAGACUACAGGCGUCAAUAAAGUAGCUCUCUAGCCAGACGAUUAAGGCGAGGAAGUUCAUGGGAGUCCAUAAAAUAGCUAUCUAGCCAGACGAUCAAGGCAAGGAAGGCUACAGGCGUCUAUAAAGUAGCUCUCUAGCCAGACGAUUGAGGCAAGGAAAUUCAUGGGAGUCCAUAAAGUAGCCAUCUAGCCAGACGAUUAAGGCAAGGAAGGCUACAGGCGUCUAUAAAGUAGCUCUCUAGCCAGACGAUUAAGGCAAGGAAGGCUACAGGCGUCUAUAAAGUAGCUAUCUAGCCAAAUGAUCAGAGCAAGGAAGGCUACAGGCGUCAAUAAAGUAGCUCUCUAGCCAGACGAUUAAAGCAAGGAAGACUACAGGCGUCAAUAAAGUAGCUCUCUAGCCAGACUAUUAAGGCAAGGAAGACCAUGAGAGUCCAUAAAGUAGCUCUUUAGCCAGACGAUCAAGGCAAGGAAGGCUACAGACGUCAAUAAAGUAGCGCUCUAGCCAAACGAUUAAGGCAAAGAAAACCAUGGGAGUCCAUAAAGUAGCUAUCUAGCCAGACGAUCAAGGCAAGGAAGACUACAGGCGUCAAUAACCUCGUCCUGCCUAGGCCUAUAAUUCUUAACUUGCCAAAUAUGCGCAUAUAACUUGCCCUCUUCUUAGGGCCGCUUGCGCCAAAAGUUGAGUUAAAUUGGGUAACUCCGAGUUUAGUAACUCUGGGUUAAAGUGUUAAAAUUUUAACUCUAACAUUGUAUUGCGCCAGGGGAAAUUAACCUUUGGUUAACUAACCUUCUGGUUUUUUAUUUUACGCUGGUAACAAUACAAAGUAUUCAUUCUGUUUUAAUAUCCGGCAAAAUAUGAAUGAGCGAAUGAUGACCGAAAUAUGUAUACUUGUCUCUUUUAUUGCACUACAGUAUUUUGUAUACCAUGAUCUCCUUACUUGAACUUGACACCGACUUUUCUUUUGAUCGUUUGUUGUGUGAAAUUAAUCAUCGUCAAGACGUCAAUUUCACGUUGCGCGUUAGAAAGAUAACCUAAACGAAUUCUUUUAUUAAAACUGUUUAUUUUCUUCCUUCAGAGCACGGAUUUGACGCCGUGUAAACGUGUAGUAUUACAUAUUUUAAUAGUCCGUGUUUUGGAGAGUGAUUUAAUUGUAAUAUUUGUGUUUGUGCGUAAAUCGCGAGCAUGGAAAAGAAAAACCGUUUACGAGGGCCUAAUUUCACAAAGAGUGACAGUAUAUUGCUGUGCGACGUAAUAAAUAACUUUAAACAUAUCAUAGAAUGUAAAAAGACCGACGGAGUCAAUCUUAUGGAAAAACAUAAAGCCUGGCAGGAAGUGGUAAAAAUAUACAAUUCGUCGACCACCGGUUCGCAACGAACUUUAGAAAGUUUACAACAGAAUCAUAAAAACAUAAAGAAAAAAUUUAAAAAAUCUGCUUCUGAUGCUAAAAUGAAUAUACCAGUUAUGGAAUUGGUCCACAGUGUUAAAGAGUUUGGCACCUCCUCUGAUGGCUGGGAAAAAAUUUCUCAUAACAUGGGGGUAUCAACAGAAACGUGCCAAGAAGUUUUGGCCAAUCUGAAGAAAGAGGCAGAUCGAAAAGAUGCAAUUUUAAAAAAGAAUGUUAUGGGUACAGGUGGAGGACCAGCACCAAAUUAUGAUCCAGACCCAUUGUUGGAAAAAGUUAAAGUUUUAGUUGGUCCUGCUAUCGAUGGCCUAUAUACAAUAUAUGAUGGUGACAGUUGUUUAAUGGCAUCCCAACCAGCAGCUGAGCCUGUUGAAGCCAUUAAUAUGCAAACAGAUACACAAGAAGACAAUCAGCACGGGGAAAAAAAUACCACAUUGCAACUUACUAACGUCACACAACAGGAUGAGGAAUAUUUUACAAAUGACAGGGCAAACUUAAAAAAGAAGCCCCACUCUUUAUUGGUUCAGAACAUUAAAAAUAAAAAAAAGAAUCACUCAGAAAUGCCGCAGAAACAAUCUGUUUCAACAAAAUUUAUAAGUUUGGCAAGUGAAAAGCUAGAGUUGGUGGCUUUGCAAAAAGAAUUACUCCAAAUUCAAAUAAAAGAGGAAACAGAAAAGUCAGAGCAUGGUCGUUUACUCCGUGAUAUGGAAAAGGAAGAUGCAAAAAAAAAUGAACAUAAUGAAUUAAUUAGAAAAUUUGAAUUAGAAAAUAUUAAGGUGCGUUUUUCUAACUGA
Molecule: messenger RNA, 4361 nt
Organism: Trichoplusia ni (cabbage looper)
Lineage: Eukaryota; Metazoa; Arthropoda; Insecta; Lepidoptera; Noctuidae
Exons: 5
Coding region: 3348-4361 (337 amino acids)
Source: RefSeq, a predicted model, not a curated record